Molecule: messenger RNA, 1219 nt
Organism: Myzus persicae (green peach aphid)
Lineage: Eukaryota; Metazoa; Arthropoda; Insecta; Hemiptera; Aphididae
Exons: 3
Coding region: 244-789 (181 amino acids)
Source: RefSeq, a predicted model, not a curated record
GUAAAUCAUUUAGUAUAUUUUAGUAUUUAUUGUGUACAACUGUGGAAUGUAGUUGGUACCUACCUAUUAAAAAAUGUAAUAACAUUAUUCAAUAAUAUAAUAUUAUUAUUAUAAUGAUGUAUACCUACUAAUACAGUAUUACGACCGUUGCUGCCACCUCACCAUUCGGUAGAUCGUAUUCUUGAUUCCAGUUUAAGUAUAUGAUAAUAUUAUAAUACAGGUAAGUACAGUUGUACCCAUAUAAUGUCUGCCGACAAGGAAACGGUCCUCAGGCCGCACAAGAACAGUAGCCGGCGACAGACGUUCGAGAUGGCAGGUGGUGAAAGUGAGCGUGUCCGGCAGUCUACCACGCACGAGACUUACCGGUCACCUAAGACUGUUGACGAAAAACCGCUUAACGAUAAAGAGAGAAAAAGAAAAGAAUUUGAAGAAUAUUUGUGGAAAACAAUGACUGAAAAAGUAAUGAAUGACUUGGCAGCUAAAUCAAAGGCUUUUUAUGAUCAAAAUAGACAAUUUGAAACAACAUACAGCAGUACAUUUAAAAUCAAAGGGUUCAAACUAAAAGAAAUAGGAGAACAACUAGAUGAAGAACUAUGUGCCAAGUAUCCAUUGUACAACACAAACGGUAUGUCCGUGCCGGUUAAUAGGUACGAGUACGAUAAAGCUAAGCAACCCAUUCACAAGCCUUUGGCACAUCUAUUCAGAAAGGACAACCGGUUCACCAGUAGAAUGAGCAACCCCAACGAUUAUCAUGCUCCAGUUGAUCCAGCACAUUUUGCUUUUGUUUAAAAAAAAAGUAAAAACUGUACUUUGUUAUAGGUAUAUACCAAUUAUUUACUUUAUUAUUACAUUUUGCAAUAACCAUAAACAGUAUGGAUACCUAUGGAAAAUUAAUGUACCUACGAUUUGGCAGUACACUGAUAAGUUAAGUUAAUUUUAUAAAUUAUAUAAUAAAUUUCGUCUAGCUUAAAAUUUAAAUUGUUCAUUGUUUCGUAUUUAUUAGUGUCUUUUGGAUGACGAAGUUAGUCAAGGCUUCGUUAUCACAAGGAACUACUAUAUUAGACAGAAAGGGUGAUUAGUGAGGUCCUGAUUAUUAUUUUAUGAUAUACGCAUCACGCAUGCAUAUUACAUCAAAAUUUGAUCGGUGAGACAUCCAAUCUCGUCACGUGGUAAAAUUAUUUGACGUGGUACGGUAGUAUAAGAUUUAAUGAUUUAAUUU